Molecule: messenger RNA, 1323 nt
Organism: Wasmannia auropunctata (little fire ant)
Lineage: Eukaryota; Metazoa; Arthropoda; Insecta; Hymenoptera; Formicidae
Product: pre-mRNA-processing factor 19-like
Exons: 6
Coding region: 1-1185 (394 amino acids)
Biological process (GO): mRNA splicing, via spliceosome; DNA repair
Cellular component (GO): U2-type catalytic step 1 spliceosome; cytoplasm; Prp19 complex
Molecular function (GO): protein binding; ubiquitin protein ligase activity
Source: RefSeq, a predicted model, not a curated record
AUGACAAUAGAUAAUCUGGAGAGAAGAAAAGACUAUAGAGAUCGUACAAAUCUCUUAACAGACUGGACCAGAAUUUUGCGAAAAAUUGAAAAUUCCGAAAUUGAAUACUUAACAAAAGCUGUGGCAGUAGAAGCUGGUGGUACAGCAACCCAACCAAUGGAACAAGCUGGUAUCACUGAAGAUGUGAUACAGAAACUUCAAGAGCGAGCAACUGUUCUUACUCAAGAACGAAAACGACGUGGACGCUCAGUUCCAGAAGAUCUUAUGCCUCAGGAUAGUAUCCGAUCGUUCCAGACUCUUGCAUCACAUCCUGGACUUCACUCUGCCAGUGUACCUGGAAUUCUGGCGCUUGAUAUUCACAGUGCGGAUACUAGCAAGAUUUUAACAGGUGGCGCCGACAAGAACGCCACUGUUUUCAACAAGGAUACUGAGCAAGUGGUGGCAAUCCUUAAAGGACAUACGAAAAAAGUUACACGAGUUAUUUAUCAUCCAGAGGAGGAUGUAGUGAUGACUGCGUCACCUGAUACUACAAUUCGUGUGUGGAACGUUGGUACCAGUCAAACAACAUUAUUAUUGAAAGCUCACGAUGCACCUGUGACUGGAUUGUCACUACAUCCAACUGGCGAUUAUCUACUAAGCUCCUCUCUAGAUCAACAUUGGGCCUUUUCAGAUAUACGUACUGGGAGAUUACUGACCAAAAUUGCAGGACAAGCAGGACAGCCAUUAACAACGGCACAAUUCCAUCCUGAUGGUUUGAUAUUUGGCACUGGCACAGCGGACUCUCAGGUGAAGAUCUGGGAUUUAAAAGAACAAUCUAAUGUUGCAAACUUUCCGGGACAUACAGGUCCAAUUACAGCGAUUAGUUUCUCCGAGAAUGGAUAUUACUUGGCAACAGCUGCAGAAGAUUCAUGCGUCAAGCUUUGGGAUUUACGCAAGCUGAAGAACUUUAAGACAUUACAGUUGGAGGAAUCUUAUGAAGUAAAGGAUAUCUGCUUUGAUCAAAGUGGAACUUAUUUGGCUGUAGCAGGAACAGAUGUUAGGGUAUAUCUUUGUAAGCAAUGGCAGGAAUUGAAAGUGUUAAAUGAUCAUACAGCGGCGGCUACUGGUGUUCGUUUUGGAAAGCAUGCACAAUAUAUCGCGUCUACUAGCAUGGACAGAACAUUGAAACUCUACGGAUUAUCAUAAAUAUAAUUAGAAAUAUAUAAACUCCAUUAUUUAACUUGAUAACAUUAUUUUGUAAAUGUCUAAUGAAUCCUAUCAAUUUUGACUUUAUUUCUUAAAUUUUUCUUAUCUAUUAAAUAAAAAUUUAGAGGUAAUAAACAA